Numida meleagris (helmeted guineafowl) is the source of this 2211-nucleotide messenger RNA. RefSeq names its product zygote arrest 1 (gene ZAR1). Gene Ontology annotation, molecular function: mRNA base-pairing post-transcriptional repressor activity. Gene Ontology annotation, biological process: translation. The record is from RefSeq and is a predicted model, not a curated record. The transcript is spliced from 4 exons. Gene Ontology annotation, cellular component: cytoplasm. Bases 44 to 1111 code for a protein of 355 amino acids. NCBI's taxonomy places the organism in Eukaryota, Metazoa, Chordata, Aves, Galliformes, Numididae.
CCGGGGGUAUUUAAGGCCGCCCCCGGCCCACCGUCCCGGCGCCAUGGCGGAGGACGCGAUGGAGAGCUACCUGUACGCCGCCUACCCGCCCUACUCGUACCGCUACCCCCCGCCCAAGGGCAAGGGCGCGGCGGGCGGCUGGCGGCCGCGGGGCGGAUACUUCGCGGGCUACGGGGAGGCGGCGGCGGCCGCGGCCGAGUACUUCGACAACUACCAGCGGGCGCAGCUGAAGGCCAUCCUGUCGCAGGUGAACCCCAACCUGACGCCGCGGCUCCGCAAGGCCAACACCAAGGAGGUGGGCGUGCAGGUCAACCCGCGGCAGGACGCCUCGGUGCAGUGCUCCCUCGGGCCCCGCACGCUGCUGAGGCGCCGGCCCGGCCCCGCCCCCCCGCGGACCCGCGAGGCGGCCCCGGAGCCGCCGCCGGAGCAGGAACGGGAGCAGGGCAGCCCGGCCACCACCAGCACCCGCGCCGUGCGCUUCCCGCGCACCAUCGCCGUGUACUCGCCCGUGGCGUCCCGCCGGCUCACCGCCUUCCCCGAGGAGCCCGAGCCGCCGCCGCAGCGGGAGCCCCGGGAGCCGCCGGCGGCCGUCGAGGAGGAGCCGAGCGAGGCGGAGGCGGUGCGCGCCAGCUGGGAGAAACCGCCCGAGCGCGAGGCCGAGCGCGAACCCGCUCCGCUGGAGCAGCGCGAAGCCGCGGCGCCGGAGGGGGCCCGGGAAGGGGCAGAGCCGCCGGCGGAGCCGCCCGCCGCGCCCCAGAAGCAGGAGGCGGCGCCGGGCAAGGCCCGUCUGCGCUUCCAGUUUCUGGAGCAGAAGUACGGGUACUACCACUGCAAGGACUGCAACAUCCGCUGGGAGAGCGCCUACGUCUGGUGCGUGCAGGGCACCAACAAGGUGUAUUUCCGUCAGUUCUGCCGCACCUGCCAGAAGUCCUACAACCCGUACCGCGUGGAGGACAUCACCUGCCAGAGCUGCAAGCAGACGCGCUGCACCUGCCCCGUGAAGCUGCGCCACGUGGACCCCAAGAGGCCGCAUCGCCAGGACCUGUGCGGGAGGUGCAAGGGGAAGCGGCUCUCCUGCGACAGCACCUUCAGCUUCAAAUACAUCAUCUGAGGAGGAGGAUGAUGGGGGUUUUGUUUGUUUAGGGCUCUUCCAGGGAACUGCGGGCUCAGCAGGUUGUUUUCUGUUGUUGUUUGGGGGGUAGCUGGGAAAGCUGUGAGUAGAGAUUUGGCAAAGCCCCCGCUGGUCAGGUGGGGCUGUGCCCGGUUUGGGGGUGCGUGUUGCAAUUUUAGUAGUUGUGUAAGAGAAGAGCCCACAAAUAAUGGUUUGCAAAUUAGUGACAGUCUUGGCUGCAGCCAGCUCAAGGCUGUGUAGAGUCUCAGACAGGAAAGAAUGUCGGUUACUCAUCCUGCAUGGGAAGCUCGACCACUGGGGCAUCAGGCUGACACCCACAGCAGGUGGCAGAGCAUCGCACGAAAGGGACCCUGGUGGUUGUCAGUCACUGUGCACGUUGGUGUUCCAGGCCUCCAGUUGUAAUGCUCCUCUCUGGGCAGUGGCUGAGGAUCACUGUGAAGAAGUCAGGCUGCUGCCGGUAUGGCUGUCCAGGCCUGGCUGAGCUGGUGUUGUAGGCUGGGGCCACAUGCUGCUUGGGGUGGUCUUAAUUCAUCUUUGGGGCAGCUGUCACAAACCAGCGGGGUGGGAGUUGCUGAUGUUACAUGCAUCAGGUGAACAGAAACUUUAGGUUAUUGGGAGAAGCGACACCUCAAGGGCUCCAGGUGACCUGCAUCCGCCCAGCUUCCUUCUGAGCCUGCAGGUGCUGCACAAAGAGCUGUGCACGUGGUGGUGUGCUUGGAGUCACGCCUAGGUGUGGUUCUGCUGCCUUCAAUCAGGGAAGGAGCAGAUCCCUGCACCCUUCUGGGAUGGGGUUUGUAGCUAGAGGUUUUAUUUGCAGUAUGGUAACAGCAGAACCAGUGGUGGUCAUCCCCGGUGAUGCACCCAGACCCUAUUUCUGCUGCCAGGGUGAGGUCUCUGUGGGGAUGGGCAUGUUUCAGCGGUGUUAUGCACAGCAGUGCACUACAGCAGUGCCACUUGCACAGACAGCUCAGGGAAACCUGUGCCCCACUGUAGUCUACCUCAUAGUUAAGGAGUUGGGUAAACAAUGGAGAAAUGUACUUUCCUGAGCACGCCAAUAAAGCCGUUACCUUUGAAAUUAA